CUCUGCUGGUUGGUGUGAUAUCGCGCGCUCCAAAACAAACCACGUGUUGCGCAUAAGCGGUUGCGCAGAGGAGCACAUGUCAUAUCGUGGAUGCUAUGACAACGGACACAGAAAAAGAACGCUUAUUUAUUGAAGUUUCAACAAUUUUGUUACAUGGAGAAUUUGUUUUCAAAAGGAUAAUCGUGGAACGCAGCCAUGAACUUUGAUCUGGAUGACCCGCUGGAAGGCCUUCUCAGCGAUGGAAGCAACGAUAGUUUGUUCGGUAACGAGAAUGCAAAGGCGUCGAAGAAACCCGCCGCGACCAGCAAACCGGAAGUUAAGCAGUCCAAGAUGGAAGGUUUGUUCGGCAUCAAAUCUGAUGUUCCAAGGGCGGAGGCACAGAAACUGGCUACAAGUACCGCAACUGCUACGAGCGAAAAGGAUGGACAUUCCUCGCUGGACUUCACGAAACCCACUGCUUCCGGUCAACCGUCAAGUCUGACGAGCUUCCAGACGAGGAGAACGAGCACCCCUGUGAAGAAGUCGGAAAGUGUGCAAAAGAAAGAGAUUACGUUUGACGAUAGUGAUGUACUGUCCGAUCUUGGAUUUGAUCCGAAGAAACCUAAGGGUAAAUCAAAUAUAUUGGACGACAUACAUGGUGGACCGAUAAUAACGACGAGCAAGGAAAUCACAUCUAAGCAGAGCAAAGCUAAGCAGUCCCUUGGUGUGGGCAAGGAGGAGACUGCCGGCAGUAAGUCUAUUUCGAGGCAGUCGACGGAAACAUCGGAGAACCUUCAAACCGAAAGCACAAUUAUGGGAGGUUAUGCGCCCAGUGGUGGAGGGGGUCCGCGAAGAAGUGCAAGAAGGAAGUCGUCAACAGCUUUGCAUGAUCCUCUUGGAUUGUUUUCGAUGCCAACAGAAGCGAAGAAAGAAACAAAAUCGAGCAAGAAAAGUGCGGAUUGGUUAGGGUUGAAUGACGAUGCCAGCUCUUCGAAUGACCCCGAACCGAUUCCGAUUCCCAAGGUUGAGCCUGACGUCCCCAAGCAAGUGGAAGUUACAAAGCCGGCAGCCCCGGUUCCGCAACCUGUCGCCUUAUCUACUCCAAUUCAGAUCACUACAAUUGUACCCACAAUUGAGCCGGUCCAGAUUCCUUUGACUGCCAUGUUAAAGCCGGACAUUGCAACUGCGGCGCAAACGAUGGAACUUCUAAACAACGACACUCAAGUUGCUCUCAACACCAUGCAGCAGCAGGAGUUUCAGCUGAUGGUAGCAAAGCAGAUGAGAAGUCAAGAACAGGCAUUGCUAGAAAUGCAGCAGAAGCAGCAAUCAAUUUUGCAAAGGCAGGAGUCUCAGUUCAAUGAGUUGUUGCACAAACAGAUUCAACGCCACAAUAUGCUUGAAGAAGUUAUAUCAAAACAACAGGAGCGCAUCAACAGCAACAUACAGGUCAUGAUGACUCAACCGCCACAGAUUCCACCGCUUUUGAUAGAUCGGGCGAAUGAAAAAAGAGUAGAAGAAGCAGAAGAUGCUGGUAAUGAACAUGAAAACGUUUUGAAUAAGGUUGAACUGAAAGCUGAUCUCAAGCGGUUGGAGUUGGAGAAACUACGAUUGGAAGAUUUGAUAUCUAACAUCACUGCCAAUCACGAACAGGAAAUCACUAUGCUGGAACAGAGCUACCGGAAGCAGAUGGGAUUCCUGGAUGAGAGUUUGAAGAUUAUGGAGUCCAGAAUGAAGACGGAAAACAAGAAUUUGGAGGAGUUCUACAAAGGCAAACUGGAUAAGCUGGAAGAUGAAAAACAGCAACUGAUUACUGAACAUAACGAGAUGGUGCAGACGAUGGAAGAAGUUCAUCGUAAGAUGGUAGAAAAGAUGAAGUUGAAUUAUGAGGAAAGCUUGGAAAACUUCAAAAGUGAACAUAAGGAAAUGAUCAACAACAUUCGGGAGUCAAAAAUGUUGGAAUUUUCUGUACUUCAGGAUAACCAAUCGUACAUGAGCAUGCUCAAAAGUGCUUCCCAAUAUCUGGAGAACGCGUCCGGAGAUUUACAACAACUUAGAGAUACACUUCACGAACAAAUUGAGUUCACCCAGAGGGAGAAAAACAUUCAACUGAAGGCGAGGGAAAAGCAGCUGGAAGAUCAACAGCGAAUAAUGGAGAGGACCAAGGAAGCAACCGAAGCGGAGAAAUCACGUUUGCUUAAUCUUGUGGAAAUGCUGGAGGGAAAACUCACUGAACUCACUAAGACUGCUUCCGAAGAACAUUGGAGCCAUCAGCAGAAGUUGAUCAAGUUGGACUCGGAAAGACAAGCAUUCGAAAAGGAGAAGGAAGCGGCUCGUGAGCGCAUCGCACGGGAUGAGAAGCGAAUCGACGAACUGAAGCAGCUCCAGCUUGAAGAACAUUCUCGUUUGAUGCAGAAAAUUCAGGAUGAGAAGACACUUCUCCAAGAGGAAAAAGCCAAAAUUGAAACCCUCUCGAGAAUUCAGAAGAAGGACCAACGGGAAAUUUCUCGAGCGGAAAUCGAUGUAGCUAUCAAGGUAGCAGAAGAUGCAGCCAAACAAGCGGACGUCGAACGAGAGCGGCUACUGCAGCUGCAACGUCAGUUUGAGGCCAAGCGUCGCGAGCUAAUCAACCAGGAGAGUCAACUGAGAACCAAAUCAAGCGAGCUGGAAACUGCCAUCAAUGGUGCCAAAUUGAAGGAGCUGAAUGCGGAGAACGCUUUCAAGAGCAUCAAGCGGGCAGAGCAAAACCUGCAGAUGAAGAUACAGCUCGUACAGCGACAGUUUAGGGAAAUUUCCGAGCGAGAGGAUCGGUUGUCCAAGGACAAGAUCGAACUCAGUAAGGAACGUUUGGAGCUGCAAUCAAUGCGGAAACGGUUGCAAUCAACCCGAUGUAGUUUAUGUAAGAUCGGAGAACGGUCGCAGGAAAUAGGCGAUUAUUUAACAACGGUCAACAACACUGAGUCAGUGGCAGAUGAUCGAAAGAUAGAGGCAAGUUUCUUUGAAAUGCAACAGCAUCGCGACCAUGGAAAGUUGGAUCAAUUCUUUGAUGGAGAUGUGGGAAGGCAACUGCAGAGCUUUUUGGAGAGGAACCGAUUGGACGAUGUAGGCGUAGAAAAUGGGAAUAUUGCGCAGAAUAUAGCACAAAAUGAAGACGGAACGAUUGAUACGGAUUUGUUGUUGUUGAAGUUCGAUGUUUUGAAGUCCCAGAACUUUUUCGAUCAUGGCGGUGAAAAAUAACUGAGGAAUUAUUUGUUAGGAAAACGAUUUAAAUUCAGUUUUUAAUACAAUAAGCAUUUUAUGAAAUAUAUCUUUUGAAAGU
Molecule: messenger RNA, 3295 nt
Organism: Aedes albopictus (Asian tiger mosquito)
Lineage: Eukaryota; Metazoa; Arthropoda; Insecta; Diptera; Culicidae
Product: fas-binding factor 1-like
Exons: 2
Coding region: 196-3213 (1005 amino acids)
Biological process (GO): establishment of epithelial cell polarity; cilium assembly
Cellular component (GO): ciliary basal body; centriole; ciliary transition fiber
Source: RefSeq, a predicted model, not a curated record